This is a messenger RNA of Fusarium odoratissimum NRRL 54006, 1215 nucleotides long. RefSeq lists its product as uncharacterized. Lineage: Eukaryota; Fungi; Ascomycota; Sordariomycetes; Hypocreales; Nectriaceae. The coding region runs from base 200 to 880 and encodes 226 amino acids. The record is from RefSeq and is a predicted model, not a curated record. The transcript has 2 exons.
CGUCGUCACUCAGCUCCCAACACGGAGGAGAGCUCUACGCUUUCAUUUUCUCCAACUACUACCUACCUACUGCUCGGUCAAAGCUCUGAAUCCUAGACUUCCACAACGAAUUAUUACAACCUGUCCGGCUUUGCUUUCAUAAAAGAACAGACAUUUGUUUCUGACAAGGCGCCACGUUUGAAGAACCGAGUACUCUCUUAUGCGAAAUUGGAAGUUAAAGGCUCCAUUAGACUUAUCAGACUCAACUCUAGUUACUGGACUCUUCAUGAUGCGAAUACGACUCCCGGUUGCAGGCGUCUUCCUGCUCCUACUCCUCAUUGCCGCCUACGCUGGAUUGACUUCAAUACAACUUGGCCAAUAUGUCAACGACAAGGUGUUGCACUUCACCACCUUCUUUGCGCUUACCGUUGUGUUUUACUGGGUUGUCGAUACGAAUCGAAGACGCGUUAUGAAUAUGACUUUGGUCGUUUGCACAAUCGUUCUUGGUGUCGGUUCCGAAUUCGUCCAAAGCUUCCUCGAUAACGGUCGGGAGUUUGAUCUAUACGACAUUAUUGCAAAUGUGAUAGGAAGUUUGUUAGGUGUUGGCCUUUGCUCGUGGUACCACAAGCGUAUGCUCGAGCGCAAGCGACGUAGACGUUACAGUGCUGUUCCUGGCGAAGAGCAGGGUGAUGUUGAGCUCGGCGAAGGCCACGAGUCUGGGGUCAUGGAAGGGAACAGCCGCUCUCAAACAUUGGAAGAGGAGGUGGACAACUGGGACGAGAACCAGAUCGACGAUGACUGGGACGAGGACGAAGCACACGAGACUUCAACCAACACCCAGGCGUUGGAAACUAACGCGGACAACGGUGACUUGGGAGAUACAAAGAAGCGAAUGGACUAACAAGAACGAUGAGCUUAACUAUGGUCAUGUAAAGAUACUUUGCCACGACUUAUGACUGGAUGGCCCCGCACGAUUUAUGUUCAACUUGAUUACAUUGUGUUUGAUCGCUCGGUGACUGCUUGGUAUCAGAGGAGCCAAACAAGAAUAUCCAUUAUUCUCCCAUAUUGAAAAUGAUAUCGACGCUGAACUGUCCUAGGCAUUAUUCCCACCUUGACCCCUCUCGUUCUGAUAUGGCUAAAUUACACAUCUCAUGAAUAGUGCAGACUUUGGGAAAAGUCAACUUCCAGCUAUAAUGGCAACUGCACGGAGUAUGACUAGCCCACGAUGGAAGUAUU